AUGGUUGCGGUCAAACAACAGCUCGUGAUUAAUGCCAAGCAGGGAGAAGUACCAUAUGCUGCCGCUCUUGCUAUUGCUUUCGGUGGUUAUAAUCCAUGCCUCUCCAUUACCUUUAACGAGAAGGAGCAAAUUGGUAUGAACAUUGAUGGCAUUGUUAUUAAAAAUGACGUAACCAUCGCGAGAGUUGUUUCGCAAAGCCUCGGCAUUCCUGAAUUCUCUGGGUCUACGUGUUUCGAAAGUUUGAAGAUCGACGAGCUGUUGACCUUAUGUGAAAAGGUUGUCGAUGGCUUUCUGAUAGAUGACGAAGUUGUAUCUUCGGUGCAGCUUACCAAAUCUGGCACUAUUUUUGAAGGGCGCGUUACUAUUGCGGAUGUUGCUUUAUGGAGCCUGAUUGUGAAGAAUCCAUCAUUGCAAAAGAAAUUUCCCGCGUUGUUCGAUGCUAUUGUUGAAGACCAAAGAUUUCUUGCUGCUCAUGCGAUGGUUGGGAAAUUUGUUGAUACCGCCAAAGUCGUGAAGCCAUCAGCAAAGGAGAAACAACGAGAUGAGGGCAAAUUCGUUGAACUGCCGGGAGCAGAAAAAGGAAAGGUGGUAGUACGAUUUCCACCAGAGGCUAGCGGAUACCUACACAUUGGACAUGCUAAAGCCGCUCUGUUGAACCAGUAUUACCAGCAAGCUUUCGAAGGCCAGCUGAUUAUGCGAUUCGAUGAUACCAACCCUGCUAAAGAAAACGCCCACUUCGAAAAGGUGAUAAAAGAAGACCUGGCCAUGUUGAACGUGGUCCCUGAUCGAUGGACUCACUCCUCCGAUUACUUUGAACUGAUGUUGCAAAUGUGUGAGAAACUUUUGCGAGAAGGUAAAGCGUACGUGGAUGACACUGACACGGAAACAAUGCGAAGGAACGCGAGGAACGCAUUGAAAGCAAAAAUCGAAACACCUCCAGAGGCGAACCUCGCGUUGUGGGAAGAAAUGAAGAAGGGAACAGAAAGAGGAUUGCAAUGUUGUGUGCGCAUCAAAAUUGACAUGCAGUCUAAUAACGGUGCAAUGAGAGAUCCAACAAUUUAUCGGUGCAAACCAGAAGAACAUGUACGUACUGGAAUGAAAUACAAGGUAUACCCAACCUACGAUUUCGCUUGCCCAAUUGUCGAUAGUGUGGAGGGCGUGACCCAUGCACUACGUACAACAGAAUACACUGACAGAGAUGAUCAAUACUACUUCAUCUGUGAUGCAAUUGGCCUUCGCAAACCAUACAUUUGGUCCUACGCACGUUUGAAUAUGACGAAUACUGUUAUGAGUAAGCGCAAACUGACGUGGUUCGUCAAUGAGGGGCUCGUCGAAGGCUGGGAUGAUCCGCGCUUCCCCACUGUACGCGGUGUUAUGCGACGAGGAAUGACGGUUGAAGGUCUGCGUCAGUUUAUCAUAGCCCAGGGUGGCUCGCGAUCGGUCGUCAUGAUGGAAUGGGACAAGAUAUGGUCGUUUAAUAAAAAAGUUAUCGAUCCUGUAGCACCAAGGUACACAGCUCUUGAAACAACGUCACUUGUACCAGUUUUUAUCUCCACUCCGGUGGUAGUCGAAGAAGUGCAAGUUCCUCUCCAUCCGAAAAAUGUCGACGUCGGGAAGAAGAGUGUCUGGCGCAGCGCAAAAUGUUUAGUGGAACAAGUUGAUGCCCUCGAAAUGAAAGCUGGAGACACCGUUACUUUUGUCAACUGGGGCAACCUCAAGAUUGUCUCAGUUGACAAGAAGAAAGACGUCGUUUCUGAGAUUCAUGCGGUCUUAGACCUUGCUAAUCAGGAUUUCAAGAAGACAAUGAAGGUGACAUGGAUUGCCGAAGCUGACGCACCCAGUGCGGCAUGCAUCCCGGUAAUGACUACCGAGUACGACCACAUUAUUAGCAAGGCAAUCAUCGGUAAAGAAGAGGACUGGAAGAAUUUCAUCAACUACGACUCAGUGCACUUUACGAAAAUGCUUGGAGAACCAGCUUUGCGAAACGUGAAAAAGGGCGACAUCAUCCAGUUACAAAGAAAAGGGUUCUACAUUUGCGACCAUGAUUACCAAGCGAGAAGCGAGUUCAGUGGAGUUGAGUCACCUCUUCUGCUCAUCUACAUUCCUGAUGGUCACGUGAAGGAGGCGCCAAGUAAAGUUAAACCGAGCAGUGCAGUGCCGCCCUCCGUAGAGAAGUCAGAUAGCGCUCUCGAGUUAUACAAAUCAAUUGAAGUGCAGGGAAAUACAGUGCGUGAGCUCAAGGCUAAGGAUCCGAAGGCUGAGUCAACGAAGUUAGCCGUUCAAAAGUUGCUUGAACUGAAGAAGUCCUACAAAGAGGCAACUGGUCAGGAAUAUAAGCCAGGACAAGCCUCCAGAGAGGCGUCCAAAGCCGCAAUCGCGACGCUGUUGGAGCUGAAGAAAGAGUACAAAGAAAAGACUGGUCAGGAGUAUAAGCCAGGCCAACCUCCUGCAGCUGGAUCAUCUCUUCCUAACGCUUCCCCCGACGGCAACGUUGACACGUCUUCUUUAUAUGCUGAAAUAGAGGCACAAGGCGAACUUGUUCGAAAUGAAAAGGCGAAAGAUGCUAAAUCGGAGGCUUCCAAGGCUGCCAUUGCAAAGUUACUCGAGCUGAAAAAACAAUACAAAGAGCAAACUGGUCAGGAGUACAAGCCCGGCCAGCAGAUUGCUCCUCCUGCAUCCAAUUCCUCCAAUGGAAGCUCUGAUGCCCUUGCUCUCUACUCGGAAAUAGAAGCUCAGGGAGACCUUGUUCGGAAGGAGAAAGCUAAAGACGCCAAAUCAGCAAGCUCAAAAGCUGACUCUCGUGGUGUUGUGGUGAAGAUGAAUCGAGGAGAUAGGACAGGAUUGCGUGAUUGCUGGCGAAGCCGAUUUCAAAACUACCUCGGAAAAUAUCAUAUUCUAUUAUCUAGCGACAUGCUCGACCGGUUUGUGGUACAAGAGAUUUUGGAAUCAAAAUGUGUUGCCGGUUUGAUAGUCACUGAUCCGGAGUCAAGGAUAGAACCUACAGAACCUCUCUCUCAUGACGGCGUUUGUCCGAAUCGUCACAGUGAUGUAUACGGAGACGAUGCUCUGGCUCGUAAAUGCAUGAAUGAUCGAGGUUUCGUUCUACCAGAUGGUCUGCGCAAUAUUGAUUGGAAGAUGCAGAUCUUAUACGUAUACAAUAAGACUCACGUUGACACUAUCAAGAAAGCAAGUUGUCACGAUUUAUAUAACGUACCAGGGAACGGUUCCUCUUCGGUGUCUUUUCCACUGUGUGCCGCAUCUUUUGGUGUGUUCAGCACGGCGGCUGGCUCCACCGAGAUUUGUUAUCGACGAAGCAAGCCUUGGUCACGUUUGCUUGAUCUGAGUAUCGAGAAUAGAGAUGAUUUGUGCAGUCCUCUGGUUGGUGUCAACAUUCUUUCUUAUCUUCCUCCUAAAGUCUACAAAGAGUCCGCUCCUGCACACACUGCAAGAUAUCUUAUGCUUUCUGCCAGGCUUGACAGCUUUGGACUGAUUCCUGAAAUAUCACCGGGAGAAAUCAGCGUUGUCACCUCUGUUAUUGCUCUCUUGGCAGCGGCACAGACCAUAGGAACUCAUUCAGAUCUUUUCGAGAAGGCGGCGAACAUUUCCAACCGCCACGUAAUUGUCGCAUUCUUUGAUGGGGAGUCAUUUGACUAUGUUGGAAGCAGCGAUGCCGCUUAUGAUAUGAUGAAGGGCGAAUUUCCGCGUAAAUUAUCAGAAAAGUUCAAAGCGCAAAUCGAUCCAGUGCUUGCUUCCCAACUUGAGGCUAUUAUUGAAGUACAACAGUUGGGAACUGGUGAUGGGAUUCGGCUGUAUGGUCAUGCUGAUGGACGUCAGUUCCAACGCGGAGAGCUAAAAGAUGUGCUGGAUUCGUUAUCGGCAGGAGCGAUUUCGGCAGGUGGUUUGCUGAUUCCUCCAACAGAGAGCUCUCGAAUGCCGCCAUCGAGCUGGCAUCCAUUCUAUCGAAUCGCUUCUUCUAUUCGUGGUGUUGUAUUGGCUCCAUUCAAAGAAAAAUAUGAAUAUCGUCGUAUUAACUCAAUGCUUGAUCGAGUCCAGUGGAAUUCAACUCAGCGCUCUGCAGCGAUAUCUGAAGUGGUGAUAGCGGCUAGUGCUUUGCUUCGAGCUGCUGGGGAUCAUGUGCGGUUAGACACUGGUCAAAAAUUGGCCUUACAAGUUGAUAAAGAAUUUAUAAAUACACUCUUCGAAUGUUUUAUCGACUCUCCUGAUUGGUUUUCAUGUGAUUUUUUCAAAAGACUAAAUGGAGGUCGACUUAAACCAUCUUCAGGAUUUUAUGCUGGAAAAUCUACUUAUGUCUCUGCUGGAUACCGCAAUCCUGUCCGCUUCUUCGUGGAAUGGUUAGCGAUUUAUGCGACGGGCUCAACAUCUUAUACUAGCAACGUGAAAGACAAAAACACCUGUGACGACUUGGGAGGAGAGCAAAAUGUGUAUAUUUACACGUGGCAAGCUGACCCUCAUACCGGAACAUAUUACUGUUAUCGUUCAUCCGUGGAUGUGUACCAAGUCAAUUCACCCGCCUUCAGAAUCCAAGAUUACGACUUUACUAAUCGAACGUAUUCUACAUGGACAGAAUCACUGUACAGUAUCGAUAACCUUCAGCUUUACUUGGUCGAGCAGGAAUCAUUUGAAAUGAUUAUGCUUUUUCUGGGAAUCGCUCUCUCUUUAAUCUCAUUUCUGAUAGUCGGUCGCUGCACUGAUGACUCUUUUAUUAUUGAUGAAGGAGAACGGCUUGCAAAAGAAGGGGAACCGUUGUGA
Molecule: messenger RNA, 4770 nt
Organism: Ostertagia ostertagi
Lineage: Eukaryota; Metazoa; Nematoda; Chromadorea; Rhabditida; Trichostrongylidae
Source: the annotation of a GenBank genome assembly